Messenger RNA from Pseudopodoces humilis (Tibetan ground-tit), 1009 nucleotides. RefSeq names its product N-acetylglucosamine-1-phosphate transferase subunit gamma (gene GNPTG). The record is from RefSeq and is a predicted model, not a curated record. Gene Ontology annotation, cellular component: Golgi apparatus. NCBI's taxonomy places the organism in Eukaryota, Metazoa, Chordata, Aves, Passeriformes, Paridae.
CGCGGAACAGGUGAUGGCGGCCCGGCUGCUGCUGGCGGCGCUGAGCGCGGCGCUGGGUCUCUUCGCCUCGGCGGGGAAGAUGAAGAUCGUGGAGGAGCCGAAUACGUUCGGGUUGAAUAACCCAUUCUUGCCUCAAACAAAUAGGCUACAGCCAAAGAUGUCCCCGUCUGCAGUAUCAGGCCCUGCACAUCUCUUUAGGCUUGCUGGCAAGUGUUUCAGUUUUAUGGAAUCCACGUACAAGUAUGAGUUCUGUCCAUUCCAUAAUGUCACUCAGCAUGAGCAGACUUUUCGAUGGAAUGCCUAUAGUGGGAUUUUAGGAAUCUGGCAUGAAUGGGAAAUUGACAACAACACAUUUAUUGGAAUGUGGAUGAGGGAAGGAGACUCCUGUGAAACCAAGAGCAGACAGACAAAGGUUCAUCUUGUUUGUGGAAAGAGCAAUAAAUUGGCUUAUGUGUCUGAGCCAAGUACUUGUGUUUACUCUCUGACAUUUGAGACUCCUCUUGUGUGCCAUCCCCACUCACUUUUAGUUUAUCCAACUCUGUCUGAAGCACUGCAAAGGAAGUGGGAUGAAGCAGAGCAGCUUCUGUACGAUGGACUAAUAACUGACCAGGGUUACAAAAAAAUUCUGAAAGAGAUUUUUGAGGAAGCAGGACUUCUAAAAGCAACAGAAGAAAAUGAAGUUGAAAAACAUAGUAAGAAAAUAACUCUGGAAUUUGAAACAGUGGAAAAAUGCAGUAAGGAAUACAAGCAACUUUCUGAAGAAAUAAAGAAACUUAGAGUUUUAUUAGGUCAGCAUGGUAUUGCAUACAAAGGAAAUUCUGCUGGAAAUACCGGUGUUGAGUAUGUAAGUCACCAACUGGCAUCUGCAUCGAUGGCAUCAGUUCUUAAUGGGUCAAAGGAUGAUAAGCAUCUGCAUGGCAAUACAAGAAUUUGGAAUUACACUGUAUGAAGAAACUUGGGUGGUACAGAAUAUAAAUUAAAUUCAACGUGUAUUAUGCAAAAAAGAUGA